UCUCUAUGCCACAGACGCCAAAUGUCGCCAUCGAUCUAUGACAUUUUGUGAAGUUGAAUUUAUUGAUAUAAAGCGUUAAUGUAAAUAAUAAACAAUUCCAACAUAAAAGUCGGCUUCCAGUCGAUAUGUAUGCCAAGGGCAAAGGCUCUACGGUACCUUCGGACGCUCAGGCCCGCGAGAAGUUAGCCCUCUAUGUGUACGAAUACUUACUGCACGUUGGGGCUCAGAAAGCGGCACAGACUUUUCUCUCGGAGAUACGAUGGGAGAAGAACAUAACACUCGGCGAGCCCCCGGGGUUCCUCCACUCGUGGUGGUGUGUUUUCUGGGAUCUAUACUGCGCAGCGCCGGAGAGGAGGGAUACUUGUGAACACUCAUCAGAAGCCAAGGCUUUCCACGAUUAUGGUUUCGUUAAUUCCGGCUACGGUGUGAACGGGAUCGGCCACAACGCAGGCCCGGCGCCUCCAAAUGACGGCAUGGGCGGCGGGGGCAUGCCGCCGGGCUUCUUCCCCAACUCGUCGCUGCGGCCGUCGCCCCCCGCGCCGCACCCCGGCUCGCAGCCCUCGCCGCACGGGCCCGCGCCGCAGCUGAUGGGCACCGGCCAGCCCUUCAUCGGGCCCUGGUACGCGGGCGGGCCCCGCUCGGCCGUCAGGAUGGGCAUGGCCAACGACUUCAAUGGGCCCCCGGGUCAGGGUAUGAUGGGCAACUCGCUGGAGCGCGGCGCCGGCGGCGGGAUGCUGGGCGGGCCGCGCAUGACGCCCCCCCGGCCCGGCAUGGGCCCCAUGAGCCCCGGCGCCUACGCGGCAGGCAUGCGCGGCCCUCCGCCGCAGGCACCAGGUAUGCCACCAAUGGGGAUGGGCCCCAGAGGCGCCUGGGCCGGCGGCAGCGGGGGCGCCGGCGGGGGGUCGGCCCCCCUCAACUACAGCGGGGGCUCGCCCGGCGCGUACGGGGCGCCGCCGGGCUCCAACGGCCCGCCCGGACCCCCCACGCCGAUAAUGCCAAGCCCGCAAGACUCGUCGAAUUCUGCCGCGCUUGGCCCAGGACUAGGUGGCGUGGACGGCAUGAAGAGCUCGCCGGGCGGCGUCGGCGGCGGGGGGCCCGGCACCCCCCGGGAGGACUCCGGCUCUGGCAUGGGCGACUACAACUUAAGUUUCGGUGGACCGGGCGGCGACCAAAAUGAUCAAACUGAAUCGGCGGCCAUUUUGAAAAUCAAAGAGAGCAUGCAGGAGGAGGCGAAACGAUUCGAGAAGGACCCAGACCACCCCGACUAUUUCAUGCAGUGAGAGAUUAAGAUCCAUCGCCGCCAACUUGCCAAACGGAAUUACACACGCAUAUUCACUUGGCGCGGUAAUUUGUGUAUAUGAGUUGCCAAGUUAACUGAGGUAUACUAUUUAAUACACUACACCGUGUAUCUAAUACUACAGUACUGUAGGUACGAUAUACGAUGCGGUUAUAUGAGCUGCCAAGUUAACUAAGGGAUGUUUUAUACACUACGGCGUGUAUCCAAUACUAGAGUACUAUAGUUUCGAUAUAUACACACAUAUUCACUUGGCGCGGUAAUUUGCGUAUAUGAGUUGCCAAGUUAACUGAGGUAUACUAUUUAAUACACUACACCGUGUAUCUAAUACUACAGUACUGUAGGUACGAUAUACGAUGUAUUAUAGAAACAGAUAUAUGAGCUGCCAAGUUAACUGAGGAAUGUUUUAUACACUACACCGUGUAUCUCUAAUACUAGAGUACUGUAGUUACAAUAUACGGUGUACUGUGCGGCUAUAUGAGUUGCCAAGUUAACUGAGGUAUGUUUUAUACACUACACCGUGUAUUUAAUAUUGAAGUACUGUAGCUACGAUAUACUGUGUGUGUACUGUAUAUGCAAAUAUAUGAGCAGCCAAGUUAACUAAGGCAUGUUUUAUACACUACACCGUGUAUCCAGUCCAAUUCUGGAGUACUGUAGUUACGAUAUAAUACGUAUUGUAGAUAUAAAUAUACGAACCAAGUUACGAUACAACAAAUAAAGAAACGCCCAAACGAAGCACGCCUGAUGUUUUAUAAUGACAUAACACAAUGUAAUUGUAUGAAAAUAGUAAAUAUGACAUCUGGUACCAAAUUUUAUAAUUUUAAUUUGUAUUGAAAAGUGAAGCUUGCAUACUAAUUUUAUUGAACAGAUUCAAUACAGACUAUCAUGGUAAUUUAUAAACUUUAAAUAUUAAUUGGCAGAAGAGUAUGUAUAAAAUUUAUAUGUCCUGCCAAGUUGCCUUGAGAAUAGCUUGGCAACUCAUGCGAUACUGUUAAGUUAUUUGAGCACUCAAAUACACGAUAUUUUUACCGACCUGUAAUGGUCUCUGGUUUUGAGACUUAAAUUGAUCUCAUAUAUGAGGUUUUGGUAAGUUGGUGUUCGAUUUGUUUUGCGUUCCAACGAUCUGAGAAAUGGAUUUUUUUAAAUAAGCUCUUCCUCCGCUCUGUCAUUCGCAAAUUUUAUUAUUUAUUAGUAUAAUUUAUCGCACUGUUUUAUUUUUUUCAUUUUAAUGAAUAUCGAAUGACUUUUUGAUAGUUCUUUUUGGUUUUUAGAGUAUGUUUUCACAAUAUUUUUAAUGUUAGAUUUAUAUUUUCUUUUUUCCUUAUCGUAAGUUGUAACUUUUAAUGUCGUGUAAUUCGUUUUAUGAUGAUUAAUAAUUUGUAUAUGGAGAAAAUUAUGUAUAGGGUUUCUUUUUUUGCAAAUAUUUAUGAACUUGGCGACUCACAAUUUAUAUUGCAACAAGAGUAUUUUCGACAUAUUGUUUUUCAUUUGAGAGAUUUUAAUUAUUUAUUUAGUAAUAUGGCACCGGAAACAUAAUAUAGAUAAAUAUACAAACAAAUUUGAUAUAUUAAUAUGUAAAUUUGAUACUGAGGUACCAUUAUGCUCUCCAAUAUUGCAAUAUUUUAGGUUCUUUUUUUGUUUAGAUGUGUCUUACCUUAUUUUAAUAAAGCGUUCUAUAUACAAAUAAUUGUAAUUAAAACUAAUUGAUUGAUAAUUCUAACUUCACAUGUAGACAGUGUAAUGAAAUGAGGGUAGAUUGAUAAAACUUUUUUUAUACUAGUAGUUUAUGCGAAUAAUACAAGACAUUUUACAAUGCAAAAUCUAGAUAUUUUCGAAUAUGAGUUGCCAAGUAAAAAAAAAUGCACAUUUUGGAUAUUCUCUCAUAUUAAUUUUAUAUUGUUAUCUAGUUUAUUCACUAUUUAAAACAAAAACAUGACACCAUUUGUUUUUUUUAAUAUUAACCACGCAAAAGCUUUAUAAAUUUUUCUAUAAAUCGAAAUGGCAGCCAUAUUGAAAACACUUCAAAAAAAUCCAAAAUGAUUUUAUAUGACCCUUUUGGCAAUUUUUUUUUUUUUGCUAAAUACAACACCAAACUUUUGUAGCUGUAGGCAUCAAUUUCAAAAAUGGUCAAAAAUGGCAGAUAUAUUGAAACAAAAUCUGUUUUAUCAAACUACCUUCAUUUUGCGACACUGCAUAUAUUAUUGCAAUAUUUUAAUUUUAUAUUCCUUUUUUUUUCACAACUUGUAAAUAGAUUAUAUUUAAUCGUUUAAGAUAUAAAGGGAAUCGUCAAAAAGUUUAAUUCGGCACUUAGCGAUUUGAAAUAGAUGAUUUUUUUUUUAAAACAGUACGCCCGUAUUAUUAAGGGAUAGAUUUUUCGAAUAAAUUAAUUAUUAUAUUAUUAUAAUUAUGUAUGUAUUAUUACAUAGAUGCAGAUAUUUGAUUAUUCGAUUGUAAUUUUUUUUUUAUUUCUUGUAUUUAAUUCAAUUGAAGAUGUAACAAAGAAUGUUUUACCUGUAAUAUUUGCAUAUAGAGGUACGCUGUGAUUUUUUUAAAGCGCUACACACCUUCAGUUUUAACUGAAUAACUAUUUUGAUUGAAAUUUCACAAAUGACACGUGAUUUUAUUAAACAGACGGUCCAAUUUUAUCUAAUAUACCUACUAUGUAUAUAACAAGAUUUAUUCUUGUAUAAAAAUGAAUUAUCAAUUGAAAUUAUUAAAAAUAUAUAUGUGUACUUUUCUUUUAAACAUCACAAUGUAUAUUUUUUUCAAUACUUAAUUUUUUUAAGUUAUUUAUUGUUUUAGUUAAUUAAAUGCCAGACAUACAUUAACUAAACAUUUACACAAACUAUAGAUUAAAAUUUUGAAUUUUUUGAACGUUCUUGAAUAACACACACAAAUACAUAAGUGAUUACUGAAUUGUUCAUUGAAAUAAAUAUUUGUUUUUUAGUUUAAAUAAUGGUCUCAUAUCAACCGCUGGACGCCUAGUAAUUUAUAAUAUAUUGUCAAUUGACAUUUAAAUAUUACAGUUGAAACAUUUUUUAAAGGUCGCUGCAUAUGGUACGUUUAGAACGUGGUCGGGGAAAAUAAACUGCUUAAAUGAGCUACUUAAGGGUCAUGCAAAUUACUACUUACUACGGGUUAAAUAGAUGUCGUAUACGUAAAGUCCGGCCGCUCAGAGAUUGCUUUUCUGACACCUGUCUUUAUCAUGUCAUAAUGUAAAUGUCAAUGAGAUAUUUAAAUAAAAUUAAAAUGUAUUAAAUAAAAAAAAAAAAAAAUUAAUAAUUAUGCCAACUUACAAUAAACGUAUUAAAAUUUUGGGCUAAAAUUGUUAACAAUUAGUUAGUUAGCAAAUGCAAAAAGGUGACUUUGACAGGUAUCAGAAACGCAAUCUCUGGCCGGCCGGACUUUGGUGACAGUGUCAGAUUAUUAAAAACAAAUAAUCAUCUCAGAGGAUCGUACGUAAUUUCAUUGAAAUUAUCAUGUUAUGAGAUGAUUGUAAUAACAAAAAAAAAUGCUUGAUGUUAAAUGGUCAAGAUCAUUUCAUUGAAAUAAAUAUGUUAGAUGAUCACGAAAACACGAUGAAAAUCUAGUGACUCAUUAUUUUAAUGGCAAAUAACCUGCAGGAUUUUUUUCUCCGUGUAUGUAUGUAUACACACUUGCAUGUGUAUUUUGUAUGAAACUAUAUUUCCAAAAAAUACACACCCCGUCCCGUCCGAGAUAAAAAAAAACGCUGCGUAUGCUGUGACCUUAAUUCUUUAUAUUUUGAACACGCACCGAAUUUUGUCGAUUAGCGGGCGUAAUAUUUUAAUUAUAAAUAAUGUAUAUUUAUUUAAUUGUUUAUAUCUAUUUGUAACAUGGAUUGUCUGAUCAUGAAAUUAAUAUUAAUGAAAAUAUAUUUUAAAAAAUCCCAAAAAUGCAACAGUCGAAUUUUGGCAACUUUUGUGCAAACGAUCUUUUUCGACAAAAAUGACUCACUUCAUAAUAUAGGGCGCCAUUUUAAAAGCCAACUAAAAUUAAAAAUGGACCAUAGAGCAUAGAUCUCGCAAUCCGUGAUACAACAUAAAGUGAUCGCACAUCUAUCACGCCGCACGGAUACAUAAUAUCCGCACGAAAUGUGUGCGAUUAUGUUGAAUGAACGUAUAGUAAAGCGGUUUGUAAGUUGAACUAGCAGUAAAACAUUUACUUGUGUUAGCGACGCAAUGUAAACAGUGGCGUGCAUAAUAUGCGUGCAGGUUUUUAACUAGGGUAUGCACUAUAAGUGAAAAUUGGAAAAUUCCUUGUCCAACUAUUUUGAGCCUAAAUAGCUCAAUGGUGAGAGUGGUCGGACUCAUCAUCAAGGUGGUGGUUCGAUCCCCGCCCCGUUGGUCUAUUGUCGUACCCACUCCUAGCACAGUCUUGCCCGACUAGUUGGAGGGAGAUGGGAAUAUUGGUCAUGUUAUAAAAUAUAUGGCAAAUAUUCUUUUUAAGAAAAAUUAUGUAUUCCGUGGUCCAACAUAGGUUUGUAUUGAAUCCUUAGGGUAGGCAGUGCUUUUUAGCAUAUAUGAAGUGCACGCCACUGAUUAGAUAAGAGGUGCCACGAGUAGUGACCAUUGCAAUUUGCAGCAUGACGGCAUUAUAAUUGCGUACGAAUUAUUUAUUUGACGUCUUUAGUGUUCAUGAUAACCCCAAAGCACGCGUCUAACACUUGUUUGUAAUUGUAUCUGCCGCCAAACGGUAAUUUUAGUUAAACUUACUUGCCGGGGUCUAUACGUUGAUCCCACAUUUGUUGGAAAUGUGAUAUCGUGUUGUAAUAGAUGGACAUUCAGCUUUUAUUAUAUAUUAAACAUAUUCCACAUUGAUGUUAUAGGUAAAAAGUUUCUAGGUAUAUCAGUUUAGACGAAAAAAAAUCUAAAUCUAGUUCUUCGUCCACCUUUUUUAAAUAGAAAAUGCUAGGGAUGGCAGUAAUCUGCAUCCAUAUGUUGAUGUCUUUUGGAUGUAGGUUUUUUGGCGCUAAUUCACUUUGCGAAGUUAUAGAGUUCCUUACAAUUAUUAAUUAGCCCUUCCAGCUUCCGUUUUCCCUAUCAUCUACAUGGCUAUAUUCAAGUCAAGGGUGAAUAGGCAUUAUCUAGGCAAGCGCGUUCCACCAUAGGCCACAUCAGGCGCGAUUACAGCCAAGCGCUUGUCUUCUAUAUGAAUAAAAAUAAUAUUCUUUUUCUAAUAGUGCCAUCUCCUAUCUGAGGUCAGCAAUCAUUAAGGCUAAUUUAACUUUGUUCACUGCUGCCCGAAAGAGUGAUCUGGUACUUAUAUUAAACCAUUGGCGUAAGUUCUUGAGCCAAGAUAUACGUCUACGACCAGGCCUUCGUUUCCCCUUUAUCUUUCCCUGGAUAAUAAGCUGGAGCAGGUGAUAUUUGGAGUUUCGCAUUAUAUGACCCAGGUAUUCGAGCUUCCUCUUUUGGACUUGUUGCAGAACUUCUGUUGGCUUUCCCAUUUUUUGCAGCACAGUAGUAUUGCGUACACGAUCCCUCCAUGAUAUAAAAAUAAUAUAUAUUGCUCUAAAUAGCCCUGAGCAGUUCACACAAUUGACCAAUGAGAUGGCUAAUACAUUUUUUUGUAGUUUUUUAGGUAUUUUGAUAUUUUCUAUUUGAUACCACGCAAACCUGACCCUUGGUUUAAUAGGGAGCCUAAUAGUGAAUUUCGAAAUUUGCUUGAGCGUGGUAAAUAAUACCUUGCAUGUUGUUGAGUAUUUCCUCCAAUAACGAAAUUAAUAAUUGGAGAAAAUACUCAUCUUCAAGCGGACCGUAAACGUUGGUACUAUCUAAUGAACGGCUGACAUUUAAAAUGCUAUCUAGCCAAGACUUGUUCGACACUUUUUACUUGUAACAUCUUUGGUCUUCGAUUGUUUUUUUUUUUUUUUUACUUUUCACAAAUGGAAAUAAAUUAUUUAAUUUAGCGUAUUUACACGUUUGUUUUAAGCUCUAAUGUUCCUAGAUUUGUAUUUUACUCUUAAGUUUCUAUAGUGCUUCGCAAGAUGUCGGUGCGUCGGGUCCUUUGGAGUUGUUUAUAUCGAAUGCUCAUUUCAAUGUGCUAAUGACGUAAUACGUUCACGUGAUGUCCUGUAAAUGCUAUUAUAUUGUACAGUAUGCCUAGUGGGAGUUUUCAAUAUUUUCAUACUGUUACUAUCGCGUUCACGUAAAGGCGAAUUUAUAUGGAAUUGAAACAGUUGUGCAGUUGUGCCACUAGAUGGCGCUGUUUCCAUUCCAUAGAAAUCCGCGUUUACGUUAACGCGAUAAUAACAGUAUCAAACUGCCACUAGGCCCUCAGAUGAGGUCAUGUCCAAUGUCAUCAAAUGAUAUGCCUUUUGCGGUACGUGCGGACUGUUAAUAUACGUUCAGCAUUAUGCUACGGGUUAUUUGAUACAGUGGUGGAUUUACAAGACUGAGGUCCUGGGUUCGAUCCGGCUGGGCCGAUUGAGGUUAUCUUAAUUGGUCCAGGUCUGGCUGGUGGGACGCUUCAGCCGUGGCUAGUUACCACACUACCGGCACAGACAAACCGCCAAGCGAUUUAGCGUUCCGGUACGAUGUCGUGUAGAAACCGAAAGGUGUGUGGAUUAUCAUCCUCCUGCUAACAAGUUAGCCCGCUUCCAUCAUCUGCAUCAUCACUUACCAUCAGGUGAGAUUGUAGUCAAGGGCUAACUUGUAAAGAAUAAAGAAAAAAAAAGAAUGCAUUAUGGCAAUCAAAGAAAAUAUUAAUUUUAAUGUUUCUAUAGCUUGACAAAUUCGUUCGUAACACUCCUGAUGGUAAGCGCGUGCCGGGAGGAGCGAUGGUCCGCGCGCACGACUUCAUACCCGCGCACGACCUCACACCCGCUCAGUCCUUUCCCCCGUCGCCCGCAUAUCAUGGGAGUGUCUUGCCAAGCUAUACAUCACGUAGCGUUUUGUGAAGCAAACGAUGUAACGACUUCUCGACCCGCGUUUGGGAGUUCGGCUGGGCGACAGAAUUUUAUUCACGAAUAUUAAUAUAUUUAUUAUUAAUUAAUUAAUAUUGAAAUUCCUCGUCCAUCCGAAUACGCAUUUAUUGAAUAUAAAAUAAUGGAUUUUAAUGUUUAUCGAAAUUAACGAAAAAAGACGUAAAAAUUGCCCAAAAAUUGCUUUUGUACAUUGAAGCUAAAUUUAACGGCUUUAUUUAAAAACAUGGAUUAGUAUUCAAACCUAUUUAUGGGUCCACUUAAUAGAAAAAAAAUCUUUUUUUUUUUUUUUUUUCGAAAACUGUUUUUUUUUGUGGUACAGAGCCGCAACGCAAAUUAUCAAAGUUAGUAAUAUUUACAGUUUUUUAUCAAGUUUUGGGAAAUCUUGGACCUUCAGGGUGCACCAGAAUCAGAAAAAGUGGUAUUAGGGAGAAAAAAAAUUUGGGAACCUCUGCUUUACACACAUAGACACACUUGUCAUUAUAAUGGCAACCAAAAACAAAAAAAAAAGAACUGUAAUCGUGAAAUAAUGGUACAUUACGGCACAUGUGCGAAAUGACAUACAUUCAUCAUCAUAUCAGCCGAUGGACGUCCACUGCAGGACAUAGGCCUUUUGUAGGGACUUCCAAACAUCACGGUACUGAGCAUCCAGCGAAUGUCUGCGACUCGCUUGAUGUCGUCAGUCCACCUGGUGGGGGGUCGGCCAACGCUGCGCUUACUAGUGCGGGGUCGCCAUUCCAGCACUUUGGGACCCCAAUCCAUCGGCUCUUCGAACUAUGUGCCCCGCCCAUUGCCACUUCAGCUUCGCAACUCGUUGAGCUAUGUCGGUGACUUUGGUUCUUCUGCGGAUCUCCUCAUAUCUGAUUCGAUCACGCAGAGAUACUCCUAACAUAGCUCGUUCCAUCGCCCGCUGUGUGAACCUGAGCCUUCUUAUGAGGCCAAUAGUUAGCGACCAAGUCAAACAAACAAAACAAGUUACGUUAUGGCUAAAGGCUCUUAAAUACCUGUACCACAAAAAAAUAUUACCACUAACAUUUUUUUUUUAAAUAAAGAUGUUUUAAUUACCUUCAUAAAUGUGAUUUUUGGGCAAUUUUCGUCUCUUUUCGCGAUUUUUUACGAAAUUAAUUUUACACCACGUGAAGUUAUAUGUAAUAGAUGUUUUUUUUUUUUUAUAUCUGAUAUCAUUAUAGCAUAGUUAUUUUUUAUUUUUUUUUCGGGGUGUAUGGAAAAAUUGUAUAAAUUAGAUUAUUUCUUAGCAAGAUUUGGAGAGGUAGAUUUUAAGUUUGGAGCGCACGCUCUGUCCAAGGCUCUGCGAGGGUUUGGGUUCGUUUAGUGAAAAAAAAAAAAUAUAUAAUCUAUGGUCAUAAAUUAUUCGAUGCCAAUUUUGAAUCUCGACUGAAAGUUUCGAUGAAUCAUUAAUUUUUUUUUCGUUAUUUAAAUGUAAAUAAAAUCAAUUUGGAUUUUCAUUAUUUUACAUAUUAUAUACUUUUGUUUAAUAUGUUUAUAUAGACAUACAUGUAUAUUAAAAAAAAAAUUUUUAGGUGAAAUUGCUACCACUAAAAGAACCCAAGAUUUUUGUAAAAAAAAAUGCGCAGAGUUUAAAAGAUUAGCACGUAAGGUAAAUAGUGUACGAAAAAAAAAAUUCGACAAUGCAAGUUGAAAAAUUUUUUAAAGAUAAAAAAAAGUAAUUUUUUAAUUAAUUAAGUAUGAGUUUUUUUUUUAUUUAAAUUAAUUAAUGAUACGUGUAGUGUGAGGUUGUACGUUUUUAAGGUAUAUUAUUAUUAUUAUUAUUAUGUUUCCUUUAUCCUUUUUUCUGUGAGUUAGGUAAAUGAAUUAUUUUUUUCAUCGAUGUACUGUUUAUACACCUACUAAAUAGUUAUCAUAUAUUA
Molecule: messenger RNA, 10126 nt
Organism: Bicyclus anynana (squinting bush brown)
Lineage: Eukaryota; Metazoa; Arthropoda; Insecta; Lepidoptera; Nymphalidae
Gene: Ssdp
Product: single-stranded DNA-binding protein 3
Exons: 6
Coding region: 126-1280 (384 amino acids)
Biological process (GO): positive regulation of transcription by RNA polymerase II
Cellular component (GO): nucleus
Molecular function (GO): protein binding; single-stranded DNA binding
Source: RefSeq, a predicted model, not a curated record